CAAGUGGAAAUACAUUUCGUAAGGUUUAUUUGUAAUAUUCGAAGCUGUUUCACAUUUUUUCAAUGAAAACUUCCGGUCGGAGUUGAAAUGUACUGUAAUCUCUAUGGACCAAGCAUGCUCUGUUCCUGUCGACGUACCCCGCUUCGGUGUCAUGUAAUGUACUUUCGACCGCUAUGAAAGCGCUUACUGAAAUGGACUUGAAGGAAGCCUUAAUGAAACGAGGUAAUCAGGUGAACGACGAACCUCUAUUGGUAUAACGCACCUCAUUACUGACCAUCGCCUGCUUUGAGGACAGCCAACAAAGGCUCACUUUGCCUGACAUAUGAAUCUGACUGUCAAAUAAACCGUCUAGAUGAGGUGCCGUUUCCGACGCCGAUUUCUUUCAGUCCUCGGAGGUGGUAUUCUCCUCAUUUUCGCUAUUGUUAUAAUGGGGUUCGAUGGUCGUCAACGAGCGCGAAAGCGUUCCUGGAACAUCGAGAUGCCAGUACUGCUUCAGACAGCGAAGUUUCCCACAGACGGCAGUAUCCUCGUAUGUGUGCCAUCGGCUCCCGGAAAUUUUGAUAAGCGACAAGCUAUUCGAGACACGUGGGCGACGACUCGAACAAUUCGCGUCGUUUUUUUUGUAGGUGUUCCAAACGGCACCAGAGCAAAGUAUCACCAGAGGGUCAUAGAAGCUGAACAUGAAUCGUUUGAUGAUAUCGUACAGGUAGGGUUUAGUGACACCUACAGAAAUUUGACGCUGAAAGUGAUUUCGUUAAUGUUGUGGGCGAGUGAACAUCGCUGGCCAGACCGUCGACUCAUCGUUAAAGCGGACGAUGAUACAUUUGUUAAUACACCUCUGCUGUUGAGCUACCUUGACCAUUUUACCAAUGGCAAUAUUUACGGACUCUAUCAGGACACAUACACAGUGCCGCGUUGUAAUGUUUCAGCAUGCAAGAAGUGGGGUCUCACGUAUCAUGAAUUCCCUUCAAAUAUAUUCCCGCCACAUGUGCGAGGCGCCAUGUACAUACUCACCGAGAUGGCACUCGAGCGAUUACUGAAGUAUCUGUUUGAUCCUCCGUUUUUGUAUAUCGAGGACAUAUAUAUUACAGGGCUGGUUGCAGGCCGAGCCGGAGUACCAGUUUGCAGUUUGCCUAGCGGUCUCAAAAUAGUUGCAACGAGCCCGACAAAAAGCACUGUAUUUAUCUUAAACAAAGGGCUCCUUUCGCAACAUUACUGCCAGCCUCAGCACCACAGAGAUUUCUGGAAACGCGUGCGCAAAAAUCUUCCCUAUAAAAAUUGAGAGCAUAUAACAUGUACCAUUCAUUUUGAUGUCAUAAUUAAAGAUCAAAUUGUGCGUAUUAUUUUUAGAAUGUUAUUUAAAGGUAUCUAAGUAUAAUAUU
This is a messenger RNA of Varroa destructor (honeybee mite), 1382 nucleotides long. Its product is annotated as beta-1,3-galactosyltransferase bre-2-like. Gene Ontology annotation, molecular function: hexosyltransferase activity. The record is from RefSeq and is a predicted model, not a curated record. Gene Ontology annotation, biological process: protein O-linked glycosylation. Lineage: Eukaryota; Metazoa; Arthropoda; Arachnida; Mesostigmata; Varroidae. Gene Ontology annotation, cellular component: Golgi membrane.